GAAAUUCAUCCAGUACAUCCGCGUAGUGUGUGUGACUAGUGCAGUCACUCAGCGUUACUAGACGUACACAAAACUCAAUGAUAUCUGUUUCGUUUGUAAGGUAUUUUUAAUUCCCUGUUUAUCUAGUUUCAUUUAAACCAUGUCGGACACAUGGAGUCACAUCCAGGCGCACAAAAAGCAGCUGGAUUCCCUGCGAGAGAGGCUGCAGAGGAGAAGAAAAGACCCAACUCAGCUGGGCACUGGUGCAGAGGUUGGAGGUGCUGAGGGUGGAUCUGCGAGGAGCGACAGUCCCGGGCCGGCUCUGCUGAGUCCUCCACAGGUGGAAGAUGAACAGCCUCCCGAUCCAGAACUAGAGAAGAGACUGCUGGGAUACCUGUCCGAACUGAGUCUUUCUCUUCCUACUGAUUCCCUUGCAAUCACCAACCAACUAAACACUUCUGAGUCUGCAGUUUCCCAUGCCUGCAUCCAAAGUCUCCUGCUCAAAUUUUCUGCUCAAGAGCUAAUCGAAGUUCGUCAGCCAUCCAUCGCUGCCUCCUCGUCCUCUUCCUCGUCCACCCUCGUCACUUCUGUCGACCACACCAAACUAUGGGCUAUGAUUGGCAGCGCAGCCCAGCCGCAAAGAACCGCGGUUAAAAGAAAAGGCGAUGACAUCAUUCAUCAAAAAAGAGCCCCAGGCUCCUCCCUUUUGCUUCAACCUCCAUCUUCCCCUCCCAAGAAGUCCUCUAUCUCACUGGCUCCUGCCUCAAACUCCCAGCUUAGCGGAUCCUCUGGGGUCGGAGGGGGCGGGCCUGAGAAAAAAGGGCGGAGCAAUAAAGUGCAAGCUUCUCACCUGGACAUGGAGAUCGAGAGUCUGCUGAGCCAGCAGUCCACUAAGGAACAGCAAAGCAAAAAGGUGAGCCAAGAGAUCCUAGAGCUUUUGAACACCAGUUCAGCGAAGGAGCAGUCGAUCGUGGAGAAGUUUCGCUCGCGCGGCAGAGCUCAAGUACAGGAGUUCUGUGAUUACGGGACUAAAGAGGAGUGUGUGCAGUCGGGGGACACGCCACAGCCCUGCACCAAGUUGCACUUCAGGCGAAUCAUCAACAAACACACAGACGAGAGCCUGGGCGACUGCUCCUUUCUGAAUACUUGUUUCCACAUGGACACUUGUAAAUAUGUGCACUAUGAGAUUGACAGUCCUCCUGAGGCCGAGGGUGAUGCCCUGGUCCUGCAGGCGGGGGCCGCUGAGCUCGGACUGCACUCCUCCGAGGAAGACAGCAACGUCGGCAAGCUGUUCCCUUCACAGUGGAUUUGCUGUGACAUCCGUUAUCUGGAUGUGUCCAUCCUGGGGAAGUUUGCAGUGGUGAUGGCCGACCCGCCGUGGGACAUUCACAUGGAGCUUCCCUACGGCACGCUCACAGACGACGAGAUGAGGAAACUCAACAUUCCUAUGCUGCAGGAUGACGGUUUCCUCUUCCUCUGGAUGACAGGAAGAGCUAUGGAGCUGGGCAGAGAGUGUCUGAGCUUAUGGGGCUAUGAGCGUGUGGACGAGAUUAUCUGGGUGAAGACUAACCAGCUUCAGAGGAUCAUUCGUACCGGAAGGACUGGACAUUGGCUGAAUCACGGCAAAGAGCAUUGCUUGGUGGGAGUAAAAGGAAACCCUCAAGGUUUUAACAGAGGUCUUGAUUGCGAUGUCAUAGUGGCAGAGGUCCGCUCCACAAGUCAUAAACCAGAUGAAAUCUAUGGAAUGAUUGAGCGUUUGUCUCCGGGCACAAGAAAGAUUGAAUUGUUUGGUAGACCACACAAUGUGCAGCCAAACUGGGUAACUCUUGGUAACCAGUUGGACGGUAUUCACCUUUUAGACCCUGAAGUAGUGGCACGUUUUAAAAAGCGCUACCCUGACGGGGUCAUUGGCAAACCUAAAAACAUGUGAGGAGUGGACUAGCGAGAGAAGUACGGCUGCUGAUGAACUCAAGACUGAAAGGAAGAGACUUUUGUACCACUUUGCUUUUUUCAAUAAAAAUGCUGAAGCACA
Molecule: messenger RNA, 2011 nt
Organism: Pimephales promelas (fathead minnow)
Lineage: Eukaryota; Metazoa; Chordata; Actinopteri; Cypriniformes; Leuciscidae
Gene: mettl3
Product: methyltransferase like 3
Biological process (GO): RNA methylation; mRNA modification
Cellular component (GO): nucleus; RNA N6-methyladenosine methyltransferase complex
Molecular function (GO): mRNA m(6)A methyltransferase activity
Source: RefSeq, a predicted model, not a curated record